AUGUCACAGACAAAUGGCAAUAUGGAGCACUCGAAAGAGACUCCCCAAUCCCAGGAGGUUGAACAGCUUACCAACGGCAAUCACCCAGAGGAACAGCAGGAGGAGGAGGAGAACAAUGGUGGCCUCUUCCAGAUCUCUGUGAAACUUCCACAUGAGCCUCAUAAGAUCCAGGUUAUGGUGUCCAGCCAAGAACAGGUCCAGGAUGUCCGCCAAUCGAUCGUCGAACUGCCCGGUACCUUCCAGUAUACCUGUUUCCAUCUGGAAUUCAACGGCAAGCGUAUCAACGACUUCGUGGAGCUGUCUGAGGUGGAGGAUCUCAAGGCCGACUCCGAGAUUGUCUUGGUGGAGGACCCCUACACAGAGAAGGAAGCUCGCAUGCACACCGUCAGAAUCCGGGACUUGGUUGGCGCUGCUGGAGAUCGUGUCGACAACCUUCAGGGACUCGAUGCUGGCCUGUCGUUGCACGACUCCGUGACUGCCGAAGCCGCAGCUAGUGAGGAGAAGGAGCACUCCCUGUCCAAGUACGACAUCACUGCUUCUCCCUCUCUGAAGACCAUUCUUCCCAGAGACGAGGCUCCCCUUCCCAAGACCGUGAAAUCGAUUUCACUAUCAGCCUGGAACCCUCCUCCCUACCACCUCCGGCAGAAGGGUCACCUGCUGUACCUGCAGGUGGCCACUAACGAGGGCGAACAGUUCCAAGUAACCUCCCACGUCUCCGGCUUCUAUGUCAACAAGUGCUCGAACGCCAAGUUCGAUCCUUCGCCUAGAACCAUUCCUAAAAAAGUCAGCGCGCACUCAUUGCUCACCCUGAUCUCGAAGAUCUCGCCCUCUUUCAACACCGCCUUCGAAGCCCUCCAGGAGUCCAACAACCAGAAGGAUCUCCUGACCACCUUCCCUUUCCAAAACGCCAUCCCCAACAGCCCAUGGCUCGUCCCUCCUCCAUCUUCCAAUGUCAACGUUCACCAGGCAGAUAUCACCCGCUCUCAGGAAAGCUAUCUGAUCUCCGGCGUAGAUAACGCAGAGACACUGCGCGACUGGAACGAGGAGUUCCAGACUACCCGGGAGCUGCCUCGUGAGACUGUUCAGGAUCGCGUGUUCCGCGAGCGUCUGACCUCGAAGCUGUUCGCCGAUUACAAUGAGGCCGCCGCUCGCGGUGCCGUUCUGGUGGCUCGUGGUGAAGUCGCUCCGCUCAACCCCACCGAAGACCGAGAUGCUCAAAUCUUCGUCUACAACAACAUCUUCUACUCCUUCGGCGCUGACGGUGUGGGAACUUUCGCCUCCGAGGGUGGUGAUGAAGCCGCCCGCGUGGCUGUUGGCAAGGAUGUCCUGGGAAUCAAGGCGGUCAACCAGCUUGACAUCAACGGCCUUUUCACUCCUGGCACUGUCGUCGUUGACUACCUUGGCAAGCGUAUUGUUGGCCAGAGCAUCGUCCCUGGUAUCUUCAAGCAACGUGAGCCUGGAGAGCACCAGAUCGACUACGGAGGUGUGGAGGGCAAAGACGUCGUCGCGACACAUCCCGACUUUGUCUCCGUCUUCGAGAAGAUGUCCAAGGCUCUCCGCAUCAAGAAGCACGCUGUCUGGGAUAAGGAUAGCAAGCGCCACGAUCUCGAGGGUAGCGUUGAGACCAAGGGUCUUCUCGGUACCGAUGGCCGUAAAUACGUCCUUGAUCUCUACCGUGUGACUCCUCUCGACGUGAUGUGGCAGGAAGAACCCAACAGCGAGGAGUACCCCCAUCGGAUGUCGGUUCUCAGAUUGGAGUUGGUUGAAGCGUACUGGAGAUCGAAGAUGAGCCAGUACGUCAAGGCCGAGGUCGAGCGUCGUCGUGCAGUCAAGGCGGAAGCCGAAAAGGAGAAGCCGGCCGAAUCCUCUGAGUCGAAGGAGCAGGACUCCGAGGAGAAGACCGAGGAGAAGACCGAAGAGUCUUCGGAUCAGGAGCGGGUGGAUAUCUCCGGAUUCCAGCUCGCCCUCAACCCCGACGUCUGCAGCGGCCAGGUUCCCCAGACCGAUGAGGAGAAGCAGCAGUGGGCUGAGGACGAGAAGGAGGUUCGCGAUGCCUGCGACUUCCUGCGUUCCAAGGUCAUGCCCGAGCUGGUCCAGGAUCUGCACGAUGGUGACGUUGGUUUCCCCAUGGACGGACAGUCCCUCGGCCAGCUCCUGCACAAGCGCGGUAUCAAUAUCCGUUAUCUUGGCAAGUUGGCUCAGCUUUCCAAGGAGAAGGGUGCUCGUCUCGAUGCUCUGACGACACUCCUGAUCCAGGAGAUGAUUGCCCGUGCCUUCAAGCACAUCGCCAACCGGUUUAUGCGCAACGUCCCUGCGCCAUUCGUCGCGUCCUGUGUUGCCCACCUGCUGAACUGCCUUCUGGGCGCUGAUGUGAACGCGAACCCUCGUGCCGAGAUCGAUGCUUCUCUCCGGGAGUUCUACCCCGAGGGUGACUUCACCUUCGAGACGGUCACUCCUGAGACCCUUCGGGCCGAGAUUGAGCAGCAGGUUGCUCUCAGAUACCGCUUCACUCUGGAGUCGGAGUGGUUCGCUUCGCUGCGCCACCUGCAGCUGCUUCGUGAUAUUGCUAUCAAGUUGGGUCUCCAGCUUGGUGCUCGCGAAUAUGCCUUCACCAAGGAUCAGCUUCCUCCUAAGGUUCCCGUGGUCAACGGCGCCAAUAACGCUGCCCAAGACGAGGGGAAGAAGAAGAAGAAGAAGGGCGCUGACAAGUCUCCCAGUCGGGCUAUCGUUGAGGAGAAGCCUGCCGUUUCCAUCGUACCGGAUGACAUUGUCAACGUUGUGCCCCUGGUCAAGGACGCUUCCCCUAGAAGCUCCCUUGCCGAGGAGGCCCUGGAGGCUGGACGUAUCUCCCUCAUGCAGAACCAGAAGCAGUUGGGCCAGGAGCUGAUCUUGGAAUCCCUGUCCCUGCACGAGCAGAUCUACGGCAUUCUUCACCCCGAAGUCGCUAAACUGUAUCACCAGCUGUCCAUGCUUUACUACCAGACUGACGAGAAGGAGGCGGCUGUCGAGCUGGCUCGCAAGGCCGUGAUCGUCACGGAGCGCACCCUGGGUGUCGACUCUGCUGACACGAUCCUGGCUUACCUCAACCUCAGUCUUUUCGAGCAUGCCUCCGGCAACACCAAGACGGCCUUGGUGUACAUCAAGCACGCCAUGGACCUGUGGAAGAUCAUUUACGGACCCAACCAUCCGGAUUCUAUCACCACCAUGAACAACGCCGCCGUGAUGCUGCAGCACCUCAAGCAGUAUGCCGAUUCCCGGAAGUGGUUCGAGGCUUCUCUGUCUGUCUGCGAGUCACUAUUUGGCAAGCAAUCUAUCAACACCGCCACCAUUCUGUUCCAGCUGGCGCAGGCUCUGGCUCUUGAUCAGGACUCGAAGGGUGCCGUUGGCAAGAUGCGUGACGCCUACAACAUCUUCCUCAGUCAGCUUGGCCCCGAUGACCGUAACACCAAGGAGGCCGAGACCUGGCUGGAGCAGCUGACCCAGAACGCGGUCUCCAUUGCGAAGCACGCCAAGGAUAUCCAGGCCCGUCGUCUGCGUCGCAUCAACAUGAACCCUCGUGUGACCACCCUUGGUACCAAGGUCCAGCCUCAGGUCGGUCAGACCGCCCCCGAGGCCUCGGGAGCAAAGAAUGCUGCCAAUGCUUCUCUAGACUCUCGCAGCAUUGAUGAACUGCUGAAGUUCAUCGAGGGUGGCGACACUAGCUCUUCGCGCUCCAAGCAGAAGAAGCGUGCCGCGGCCAGCAACCCCAAGCUCCGAGGCUCCAAGAAGUCUUCGGCUUAA
Molecule: messenger RNA, 3780 nt
Organism: Aspergillus clavatus NRRL 1
Lineage: Eukaryota; Fungi; Ascomycota; Eurotiomycetes; Eurotiales; Aspergillaceae
Product: translation initiation factor 3 subunit CLU1
Exons: 4
Coding region: 1-3780 (1259 amino acids)
Biological process (GO): intracellular distribution of mitochondria
Cellular component (GO): cytoplasm
Molecular function (GO): protein binding; mRNA binding
Source: RefSeq, a predicted model, not a curated record